CAACAUGGAGAAAAAUUGCUCUUAUAUACUCCCUCCGUCCAUAAAAGAAUUUCUCACUUUCCUAUUUGGGAUGUCCACAAAUAAAUUUCUCAUUUCCUUAUUUGGCUAAAAAAAUUUAUUAGAAAGUCAAUUUUACCCCUCUUCUCUUUUUCUCUCUUGCGUCUUCUGCAUCUUCAAACACUGGCCAACUUCUUCGUUCCCUUUCUUUUUUUUUUCAUUCUCACCAUCUUCUCUGCCAUAUCUCCUUCCUCCACCAUAUAUCUCUUUCCUCUAGUUUCUCUUUCAUUUUCUUAUUCCAAUUAAUUUUCUUCUUUCCUCCAUCAUCUUCGUUCUAUUUUCCGCACCGCAUGUGAUUUUCGAUGUCAUCCUACAGUACACAGAUUGGGAGCUUUGGAGCAGCAUCAUCUUCACCGAAUCUGAAAAAAUGGCACCAUCUUCGUCAUAUCGGAAGGAUUGUGCUUUGCUUCGUCGGAUCUGAACAAAUUCAACUUCCGAUAUGAGCUGAACAAAGUCAACUUCUGAUCGGAAUUUUAGAUCUGAACAAAGUCAAAAUUGAAGAUCCAAGAUUUUCUCCUAGCCCAUCUUCGUCAUAGACAGGACCAAUUUCACCACCACCGCAACUAUAGCCGAUUGGGGUUAUCGACAAGGCAAAAAAUUAUGUUAUGUAAUAUGGUUUGAAAUUGAAUUUAAUGGUGAAUUAGAUUAUAGAACUAUAUGAUCUUAUCAGUGAAAAAAAAUCCUGGAUCCGCCACUGCGAGUGCGGCAUAGACAAGUUUCCGACGGUACACAGGCGACCGGUGCAGCCGACGACCCAGUAGCCCGACUCCGACACCAGUUCAGACCGGCGGUUACCCACCUCUAUCCCUCCGGGAAUGCUUCUCAGGCCUUUCAGUUGUCAAUCCGACAAACGCUCAGGCCCCCUCGAUGCGCAUGACUUUCUGAUGGGCAAGAUCAUUGCUUCUGUCAAAUCUGCCAGCUCCAUAAAAAAAGGAGCCUAUACUUUCUACUGUAGCAAUAUUUUUUAUGGUAAGGUCCAUUGAUUGUGUGGCGUGUUGGCUGGACCCCACACGGAAUUGGGCACUCUAACCCGUGAAGCAAAUAUCAACCUUUACAUUUACAUAGUGAAUCUCAAUUAUGGACGACGGAGCAAAAAAAAAGAGAUAAGUCUUUUACACCUAACACGUCAUUUCAGUUAUUCCAUAUUUAUUAUUAUUUUUUAACAUAUUAUCAAUAUAUAUGGUAAUUCCUAUCAUUUACUCCAUCAUUAUUACUAUUACCUUGUCUACCACAUGUGACCAGACCUCACUUGGACGAUGGUAUUACACUGUGUUUAACACUUUAAGCCCUAUUGUGGGACGGGUGUGAAGCUUAAUCUCAAACCCCACACAGGCCAGUGACUUGCCUCAAGGCAUGGCUCAGAUCAAACUCAUUUAGUCAUUCCUUAGCGAGGCCGGGUAAAACCUCUCUCCACGAGGUGUUGAAGAUCGUCCGUGACGAUAUUAUCGCGAGGCCGAGGUAAGCCGUCCAUCUCGACGCACUCCUAUUUGUCUUCCACGACGCGAUCUCAUUUCCUCUUCCACGAAGCCGAGGUAAGCCGUCCACCACGACGCACUCCCAUCCGUCUCCCAUGACGCAAUUUUGUUUCCUCUUCUACGAGGCUGAGGUAAGCCCUCCCCGCGAGGCACUCCAAAUCGUCCGUGACGAUACUAUUCGCGAGGCCGAGGUAAGCCGUCCAUCUCGACGCACUCCUAUAUAUCCGUCUUCAACGACGUGAAGUAUUUUGCUCUCGGAUCUAAGGCGAGGGGUGCAUCAUUUGUGCCUAUCUCACUUACCCGAGCAGCCCUCAUUUGAAGACCCCAGUCUCACUUAGGAUGAUGUCAAGGUUUGUUCUAGACCAGACUACUACACGAUCGGCACACUUUGCUGAUAAGACCUAUCUUUUGUCCAAAACUUUGGACCCAACUCAUACGUUGACUUACUUUUCUCGGCCGCGUGGUGAUCGGUCCAUCCGAGCCCGCGAGCGCCUUGUGUUCUUUUUUGAACUUAUUUUUCAGGUUAAAAGAAUGAGAAGAUCAAGCUCGACCUCAGCCACCGCGUGAGGCACUCGAGCUCGGCCUUCAGCCACUCAAGCUUGGCCUCGACCAUCUCGUGCGACACUCGAGCUCGGCCUUCAGGCACUCAAGCUCGGCCUUCAGCCACUCAAGCUCGACCUCGGCCAUCUCGUGAAGGGGGUAGAGACUCCCACCGGAGCUGAGCAUGGACACUACUCCCCUUCACCUCCGAAUUCUUCUUCGGCUUAAGGAGUGGGGGACUCCAUGUGCUCGUCUCGUGAUUGUUACAUCUCACAUAAUGGAGAGGUUGGCGAUCGACAUCCCGACCUUGUUUCAAACCGUAGUAGUUUGUGUCGGCAUGCACUCGCCGGCAAUCCAUUAUGUCGAACAGCCCUCGACUCUAGACAACGAGUCCGGGGGACUUGGAGAAGAUCACCUCUUUUGAGAUUCACACAGAAGACCUCACCCCCUAGCAAUGUUUUCUUGAUCCACUCUAUGGGACGAGAUGUACUCUUUUCUUGACCGAGGAUUUUUCCUCGGCAAGUUUUUAAUGAGGCAUCCCCCGUGGAGUGGGUCACACAUUGACAGGAUGGUGGGAGGAUGACGACUUAUUCAUCCACUUUUAUGAUGAUUAUUGCACUUUGAACAGCGAACCGACGAUGUACUUUGUACGAGAGCAAAUCAUUUUAAGACAAUGAGCAGAGUAUGUGUUUCUUCUUGCCGUUCCGAACAGCGAGUUGGCAUUACAUUUCUGACCUGUGGCGUUGUUGGCCUUACUUCACCGUGCUCGGGACAUCAAGUUGGCAAUGCAUUCCGAACAGCAAGGAAGAUGGUGUCCUUCCGUGGCAGAUUGUUGCUCUACUUCCACUUCACCUUGAGUUCCUCUCGGCUCGGAAAGUGGGGGACUCAUGAUGCAUACCCCGGACAGGGGGUAUCCGGUCUUUGUAUAAUAUUAGUCGGGGCGGUCCAGUUUGUUGGAUCUGCCCGUUAGUCGUUUAUUAAUUACUUAUUUAGGACGGCCCAGCCUAUUGGGCCGGCCCAUUGGUCUUUGUAUGUAAACCCUAGCCCUAACUCUCCCAUUAUAUAUACCCCUCUUCUUGGAAGAGGGCAUUCAUCACACACACUACACGUUCUAAGAAGCACAAUAAUACUCAUAAUUACUU
Messenger RNA from Cuscuta campestris, 3214 nucleotides. The record is from the annotation of a GenBank genome assembly. NCBI's taxonomy places the organism in Eukaryota, Viridiplantae, Streptophyta, Magnoliopsida, Solanales, Convolvulaceae.